Papaver somniferum (opium poppy) is the source of this 6323-nucleotide messenger RNA. RefSeq lists its product as uncharacterized. The record is from RefSeq and is a predicted model, not a curated record. The transcript is spliced from 10 exons. Lineage: Eukaryota; Viridiplantae; Streptophyta; Magnoliopsida; Ranunculales; Papaveraceae. Bases 90 to 5963 code for a protein of 1957 amino acids.
UUAUUCUUCUUACCCAAAAGAAUUUCUUUCUGUCAGAAAAACAUUUCUAAUCGAUCUAGAAAAAAACCGUUUUUUUUUUCCCGAAUGCCAUGGAUUAUCACAGUAUGAAGAGGAAAGAUCUUCAAUCUCUUUGUAAGAAGCACCAUAUUCCAGCGAACAUGACUAAUUCAGCCAUGGCGGAUGCCCUUUCUGCUCUUAAUUUGGUUGAUGAGAUUGAAGAAACUGUGCCGGAGACGGAGAGGCCCGUAACCAGCAGGAACUCAUUAACUGCAAUAAAACCACAAACUGAUUUGAUUGAUGAUAAUGAACCUAGAAUUCCUGUUGGUGGUGCCAGAACUAGACGCGCACCUCUGCGUGAAAAGCCAGUUGAAGAGAUUUUAGCCAAAACUGCAGCACCGACGGCUUGCCAAAAGAAAAUUCAAGGAAAAGUUGUUUCCAAAGCCAAGGAAAAUGAUAAUGAGAAGGUGAAGGAGGAGGAGGUUCCUGUUGUCAAUACAAGGCGAUCUACAAAAUUGCACCAGGAAUCUAAACUCAAGAUAUCUGAGUCUGCCCAGGAGGUAGAAGCUAAGAAGAUUGGUGUGUUGUCUGAAGAAGUAAAUGUCAAAGACAAGGGAAAUAAUAAUGAGAAGGAGGAGAAGGAAGUUCCUGUUGUUAAUCAUGUUGCAAAGCGAUCCAGGAGAUCGCAACAAAAAUCUAAGCUCGAGAUAUCCGAGUCUGCCCAGGAGGUAGAAGCUAAGAAGACUGAUAUUAUGAUGUCUGAAGAAGUAAAUGUGAAAGACAAGGGAAAUAAUAAUGAGAAGGAGAAAGAGGAUCCUGUGGUUAAUCAUGUUACGAAGCAAUCCAAGAGAUUGCAACAAAAAUCUAAACUCACAUCUGAGUCUGUCCAGGAGGUAGAAGCUAAGAAGACUGAUAUGUUGGCUGAAGAAGUAAAUGUCAAGGACAAGGGAAAUAAUAAUGAGAAGGAGGAGGAGGUUGUUGUUGUUAAUCCUGUUACAAAGCGAUCACGUAGAUUGCAGCAGAAGUCUAAGCUCAAGACAUCUGAGUCUGUCCAGGAGGUAGAAGCUAAGAAGGAAGCUAAGAAGACUGAUCUUAUGUUGUCUGAAGAAGUAAAUGUUAAAGACAAGGGAAAUAAUAAUGAGGAGGAGGAGGUUGUUGUUGUUAAUCCUGUUGCAAAGCGAUCCAAGAGACUGCAACAGAAAUCUAUGCUCAAGAUAUCUGAGUCUGCUCAGGAGGUAGAAACUAAGAAGACUGACAUGUUGUCUGAAGAAGUAAAUGGCGAGGAGAUGAAAUCAGAGUUUGAAGUAAUUGACGUUGUUCUGCAGAAAAAUGACGGAAUUGAUGGCAAUUCUUCAAAGGAAGCGCAAGAUAAUGUGGCUUCUGGAAGCGUUGAUGUUGUUGAAAAAACUAUGCCAGAGAGUCCAGAAACCAGCAGGAAACCAUUAUCUGCAAGAAAACCUCAAUGUGAUUUGGUUGUUAAUGAACCUGAAAUUCCUGUUCGUCUUGCCAGAUCUAGACGUCCACGUUUGCUUGGAAACUCAUCUGCUUCAGAGGAGAUUAUACCCAAAAUUGCAGCACCAACAGCUUGCCGAAAGAAAACUGAAGGAAAACUUGCUUCCAAGGCCAAGGGAAAUAAUAAUGAGAAGGAGGAGGAGGUUCCUGUUGUUAAUCAUGUUGCAAAGCGAUCCACCAGAUUGCAGAAGAAAUCUAUGCUCAAGGUAUCUGAGUCUGUCUUGAAGGCAGGAGAAACAAAUGAAGCUAAGAAGACCGAUAUGUUGUCUGAAAAAGUAGUUGUGGAGGAGAUGAAAUCAGAGUCUGAAGUAACUGAUGAUGUUCUGCUGAAUAAUGAAGGAAUUAAUGGCAAUUCUUCUAAGGAUGAACAAGAUGAUUUGGCUUCUGGAAACGUUGACGGUGUUGAAAAGACUGUGCCAGAGAGUACAGUAACCACUAGAAACUCAUCAACUGCAAUAAAGCCUCAAUCUGAUUUGGUUGAUAAUGAACCUAGAAUUCCUGUUCGUCUUGCCAGAACCAGACGUGCACCUUUGCUUGAAAAGUCGGUUGCUUCAGUGAAAGAGAUUAUACCCAAAACUUCAGCACUAAGGACUUCCCCAAAAGAAGCUUCUGGAAGAAGUGUUUCCUGGGCCAAGGAAAUUGAUAAUGAGAAGGAGGAGGAGGUUCCCGUUGUUACUCAUAUUUCAAGGCAAUCCACCAGAUUGCAUAAGAAAUCUAAACUCAAGAAAUUUGAGGGUGUCCAGAAGGUAGAAGCUAAGAAGAGUGAUAUGUUGUCUGAACAAGUAAAUGCUGAGGAGAUGAAGUCUGAAAUAACUGACGUGGUUCUGCAGAAGAAUGAUGGAAUUAAUUGCAAUUCUUCAGAGGAAGAACAAGAUGAUGUGGCUUCUGGAAGCGUAAGUAGUGUCGUUGUCUCCAGUGAGUUUUCGAUGCUAGAAGAAUCUAAAGAUUUUGAAGAUACAGUUGAGUCAAGUGUUACUUCUGAAGAACCCUCUACUGCAUUGAUCAUGGGUGAGCUUCCCAAAGAUAGUGCUACUCAUGUUUUCAGUGAAUGCGUGUCAGAGGACCAUUCUGCCUUUACAGUACCUCCUGAGGAAUCUUUUCUAGUCGAAGCGAAUACUGAAAUUACAAAGGUCUACACUGAAUUGUUGAUGGUAGAGAGAUCUGGAGAUGUUGAAGAAAUUACAGUUGAUUCAUAUGUUAAUUGUGAAGACCCGUCUAGUGCUUUGAUCAUAGACGAGCUUUCCAAGGCUAGCACUACUCAUGCUUUUGUUGAGGAGAACACCGAAAUUACAAAGGUCUGUAUUGGAAGUGAAGAUCAACCUUUUGAGAAAAAUGAAGAUAAGGGUGUUUUGGACAUGGUGGUCAAAGUGGAAAAUGAGCCUGCUUAUGUCGUGGUUACUGAUGCUGAAGCGCUAGUUGGUGAUGAAUCUUCUCCAAUAUCAGAGAAUAUGGAUAGACUUGAAAACACAGAUGUUGACGACGUUGAGCGCAAGUGUGAGGCUGAGUUAUGUAGUGCCAACACUAAUGAAGUUGAAGAAUUAUCUUUGGAUCCUGAUAUGUUGCCUGAGGAAGUGAAUAUCCUGGAGCUGAAAUCAGAGUCUGAAGUAACUGAAGUUGUUCUGCAGAAGAAUGAUGGAAUUGAUGGCAAUUCUUCAAACGAACAACAAGAUGAUGUGGCUUCUAGAAAUGUAAGUGUUAUCAUGGUCUCCACUGAAUUGUCGAUGCUAGAGAAAUCAGGAGAUUUUGAAAAAAUCACAUGUAAUUCAAAUGUUACUUCUGAAGAUCCAGCUAGUGCUUCGGUCAUGGGUGAGCUCUUCAAGGCUAGCAGUCCUCAUGCUUUUGGUGACUGCAUUUCUGAAGACGGUGUUGUAUGUAUGAUGUCUGCCGAGGAAUCUAAAGUAAACAUUGGUAAUGUUUAUAGUGAAUCAUCUCUAGUAGAUUGGGUUAGUGGAGCUGAGACUUCAGAAAAUUUGAAUUUUAAUUCCCAACCCGUGGAAUGUGCCGAUCAAGUUAAGGAAAAUGAAGUCAUUGAAGAGAAGGAUGUGAAUGACUUGGAAUCAAAGGCUACAGAUAAAAAUGAGAUUACUUAUUUCGUGCCUUCUGACGUUGAAGUACUAUCUGUUGAUGAAUCUUCUCCAAUAGCCGAGAUUACGGAAAACCUUCAAGACUCAGAUGCUUAUGAAGUGGCCAGUAAACUCGAAUGCGAAACUGAUACAUAUGCUGUCAACCUUUCUGAACCUGAGGAAUUAUCUCUUGAUUCUGAUCACUUCUCUUUACAAGCAAUGCAAGACUCAAUGGAGGAAGCAAUGAACAAUCAGGAAGAUGAAAAUUGUACUUUGAAGAUUCAGCAGGAGAAUGUCUGUGACAAAGUUCAAGGUGUUAAUGUAGCAGCUAUUUUUGAUCCCAUGGCUAUUUGUGGUGCUGUGGUUGAUGGGUUGUUUGAUGAAGAAACAUCCUAUGAUAAAGAAAACAAUUCAGAUGGGGCAUUGGUGAUUCUAGACACUGUUGAGGAGAAUGAGAAGGACAAUUCAGGUGACACUGUUGACGAGAAUGAUGACAGUUGUGUUGUGGAUGAAAUUUCUGAUGUUGGAGCUGAUCUGAUUGUGAAGCAGACUCCUGUUAUUUCUGAAGGUGAAGCGCUAUCUUUUGAUGGAUUUUCUCCAACACUUGCGAAUACCGAAAACCUUGAAGAGUCUUAUGUAAAACUGGUGAUUUCAGGUGUUGAGGAGAAUGAGGACAGUUCUGACAUGGAUGAGAUUUCAGAUGUUGUUGCAACUGAUCAGAUUGUGAAGCAGACUCCUGUGCUUUCUGAAGGUGUAGCACUAUCUGUUGAUGGAUCUUCUCCAACACUUGCGAAUACGGAAAACCUUGAAGACUCUUAUGUAAAAUUGGUGAUUUCAGGUGUUGAGGAGAAUGAGAAUGACAAUUCUGGUGACAUUGAUGAGAUUUCAGAUGUGAAGCAGAUUCCAGUGCUUUCUGAAGUCGAAGCACUAUCUGUUGAUGGAUCUUCUCCAACACUUGCGACUACGGAAAACCUUGAAGACUCAUUUGUAAAAUUGAUGAUUUCAGACUCUGUUGAGGAGAAUGAGAACUGUUCUGAGAUUUCAGAUGUUGUUGCAACUGAUCUGCUUGUGAAGCAGACUCCUGUGCUUUCUGAAGUUGAACCACUAUCUCUCGACAGAUCUUCUCCAACAGUUCGGGAUACGGAAAACCUUGAAGACACAGAUGUUUACGAAUUGGCCAACAAACUCGAAUGUGAGACUGAGAUAUAUGUUGGCAAUGUUUCUGAACUUGAGGAAUUUAUCUUGGAUUCUGAUUGCUUUUACUUCCAAGCAAUGAAAGACUUGAUGGAGGAAGCAAUGGACUUUCAGGAAGCCGAAAAUUGUACUUCUGAGAUUCACCAGGACUGUGACAAGUCCAAUUGUGUUAAUGUAGCAGCUAAUAUUGAAACAUCUUAUGCUGAAGAAGCCGAUUCAGAUGUUGUUGAGGAGAAUGAGGACAGUUCUGGUGACAUCGUUGAGGAGAAUGAGCACAGUCCUGACAUGGAUGUUGUUGCAACUGUUCCGACAGUGAAGCAGACUCCUGUGCUUUCUGAAGUAGAAACACUAUCUCUCGGAUCUUCUGCAACAGUUCGAAAUACAGAAAACCUUGAAGACUCAGAUGUUUACAAAGUGGCCAAUAAAGUCGAAUGUGAGACUGAGGUAUACGUUAUCAAUGUUUCUGAACUUGAGGAAUUAUCCUUGGAUUGUGAUUGCUUUUAUUUUCAAGCAAUGAAAGACGUGGAGGAAGUAAUGGAUGGUCUGGAAGCCGAAAAGUGUACUUUUGAGAUUCAGCAGGACUCUGACAAGUCCCCAUGUGUUAAUGUAGCAGCUGAUACUGAAACAUCAUAUGCUGAAGAAGCCGAUUCGGAUGUAAAAUUGGUGAUUUCAGGCGUUGAGGAAAAUGAGAAGGACAAUUCAGACGACAUAGUUGAUGAGAAUGCGGAUGGUUCUGCCGUGGAUGAGACUUCAGAUGCUGUUGCAACUGAUGGGAUUGUGAAGCAGAUUCCUGUGCCUCUUGCAACUCCAAUAAAAAUAAAUACUUCAGCAAACCAGGUUCAGCAGAUCCCUCGAAUGUCAACUACUAAGAAGAAGGCUGCUACUAGUUCAAGAAGUUUCAAGGUUUUGGAUGACAACAAGGAGAUUGAUGAAAUGAGCAGGUUCAGUAUGAGAAGUACUUCUAAGGUGGCAACUAAACUAGUACUCGAAGAGAAGAAGGAGAACAAACAUGAAAACACUGUUCAAAGGAAACUGAAAUCUACAAGUUUAGGGCAGUUGAGGAAAAUGGUGAAAGCCAAACAACUUAAUCUCUCGGACACUAACGACACCAUUGUUAAGGAACUGCUGCACAUGGCGAAGAGGCCUGCCCUGCAGCAAGUGAGCAAUAACAGUCUGGUUCAUGAGAAAGAGAACUGAGCCAAAAACAGUUUGGUAGGGGUAAAUCUUCUCAAAGUUCUUGUAUAGGUGCCAAGGGAAUGCACACAAAGAUUGAUGCUCUUCUUUUGGUUGGGUUAAAACAUCUUUAUCCUUAUCAAGCAUUGUCUACUUUUGGAGGUCUUUCAACAUUGCCAGUAUGCCAAGUCUACUGCGGAAUGUAUGAAACAUCUCGUUUUUUAUAAUUUGACGUCUUUAUUUUUCUGUUCUUCAUUUUCAUACUUAAAUCUCGUGAUGUAAUCUUGAAUUCUGUCAGCAUACUAGUUGUGGUCUGUAAAAACUCCAGACUCCUUCGGACUAGCAUUUGAGUGAUUUCUGGAUAUUCAGUUUUGGCGUUUUUCA